Molecule: messenger RNA, 1150 nt
Organism: Capsella rubella
Lineage: Eukaryota; Viridiplantae; Streptophyta; Magnoliopsida; Brassicales; Brassicaceae
Product: ervatamin-B
Exons: 2
Coding region: 81-1115 (344 amino acids)
Cellular component (GO): lysosome
Molecular function (GO): cysteine-type endopeptidase activity
Source: RefSeq, a predicted model, not a curated record
GAAAGCAGCACAUGACUGAAAGCUUAUAUACCAUAGACAAAUCUCAUUUCACCAAAACUCCAACUUAAAACAAACAAAAAAUGCUGAAUGUACUUAGAAAUCCUAACCUGACCUUUGGCCUUGUGAUUUGCUUUGUCUUGACCGCUUCAAGACUAUGUUCAGUCAAUUCCUCAGUGUAUGACCCACACAAAACCCUGAAGCAGCGGUUCGAGAAUUGGCUUAAAACCCACAGCAAAUUAUAUGGAGGAAAGGAUGAGUGGAUGCUACGGUUUGGGAUAUACCAGUCUAACGUCCAGUUGAUUGACUACAUCAACUCCCUCCACUUGCCCUUUAAGUUAACGGAUAACAGAUUCGCGGACAUGACCAAUUCAGAGUUUAAGGCCCAUUUUCUCGGCUUGAACACGUCUUCCUUGAGGAUACAGAAGAAUCAGAGGCCGGUUUGUGACCCAGCAGGCGAUGUACCAGCUGCUGUGGACUGGAGGAAACAAGGUGCUGUGACUCCUAUUAGAAACCAAGGAAAAUGCGGAGGUUGCUGGGCAUUCUCUGCAGUGGCAGCUAUCGAAGGCAUCAACAAGAUCAAAACAGGGAAUCUAGUGUCUCUCUCAGAACAACAACUGAUAGAUUGUGAUGUCGGUACUUACAACAAAGGGUGUAGCGGUGGACUAAUGGAAACAGCAUUUGAAUACAUAAAAACCAACGGUGGACUCGUCACCCAGACAGACUACCCAUACACAGGCAUAGAAGGUACCUGCGACCAAGAGAAAACCAAAAACAAGGUAGUUACGAUACAAGGAUUCAAUAAGGUAGCCCAGAACGAAGGGAGCCUACAAAGCGCUGCAGCUAAACAGCCAGUAUCAGUUGGCAUUGACGCUGGUGGAUUCAUCUUUCAGCUAUACAGCUCAGGUGUUUUCACAAGUUACUGUGGAACAAAUCUCAACCAUGGAGUGACUGUUGUAGGAUAUGGUGCAGAAGGAGAUCAAAAGUACUGGAUUGUAAAGAAUUCAUGGGGAACUGGCUGGGGUGAAGAAGGCUACAUACGUAUGGAGCGCGGUUUGAGUGACGUGACCACUGGCAAAUGUGGCAUUGCUAUGCUCGCAAGCUAUCCCUUGCAGUGAGAUUCCACAAAUGUCUUGUGCAAUAGCGCAGAGGC